AUGGCCGCCUCCGACUUGUCCACCAACCUCCAGGAGGAGGCCACCUGCGCCAUCUGCCUCGACUACUUCAUGGACCCGGUGAUGACCGACUGCGGCCACAACUUCUGCCGCGAGUGCAUCCGGCGCUGCUGGGGCCAGCCCGAGGGCCCGUACGCCUGCCCCGAGUGCCGCGAGCUGUCCCCGCAGCGGAACCUGCGGCCCAACCGCCCGCUGGCCAAGAUGGCCGAGAUGGCGCGGCGCCUGCACCCGCCGUCCCCGGUGCCCCAGGGCGUGUGCGCCGCGCACCGCGAGCCGCUGGCCUCCUUCUGCGCCGACGAGCUGCGCCUGCUGUGCGCCGCCUGCGAGCGCUCCGGGGAGCACUGGGCGCACCGCGUCCGCCCGCUGCAGGACGCCGCCGAGGACCUCAAGGGCAAGCUGGAGAAGUCCCUGGACCACCUGCAGAAGCAAAUGGAAGAUGCCCUGCUGUUCCAGGCGCAGGCGGAGGAGACCUGUGCCCUGUGGCAGAAGAUGGUGGAGACCCAGCGGCAGAAUGUGCGCGCAGAGUUUGAGCGGUUGCGCCGCCUGCUGGCAGAGGAAGAGCAACGGCUUCUGCAGAGGCUGGAGGAGGAGGAGCUGGAGGUGCUGCCGCCGCUGCAGGAGAACGCUGCCCGCCUUGGGCAACAGAGCGCCCAGCUGGCCGACCUUGUGGCUGAGCUGGAGGGGCGCUGCCAGCUGCCGGCGUUGGGACUGCUGCAGGACAUCAUGGACACCCUGCGCAGGGUCCAGGAAGUGAAGCUGCAGCCGCCUAAGGUGGUGCCCAUGGAGAUGAGGACGGUGUGCAGGGUCCCGGGGCUGGUGGAGGCUCUGCAGAGGUUCCGAGGGGACAUAACGCUGGAUCCUGACACUGCGAACCCCGAGCUGGUCCUGUCAGAAGACAUGCAGAGCGUGCGGCGGGGGGACCUGCGGCAGCCCCUGCCUGACAGCCCCGAGCGCUUUGACCCCGGGCCCUGUGUGCUGGGCCGGGAGCCCCUGAGCUCCGGCCGCCACUACUGGGAAGUGGAGGUGGGCGAGCGGGCCAGCUGGGCCUUGGGCGUCUGCAGGGAGAAUGCUAACCGCAAGGAGAAGGGUGAACUCUUCGCAGGCAACGGGUUCUGGAUCCUGGUGUUCCUGGGGGGCUUCUACAACUCCUCUGAGCGGGCCUUUGCCCCCCUUCGAGACCCACCCCGGCGGGUAGGCAUCUUUCUGGACUAUGAGGCGGGGCACCUGGCAUUCUACAGCGCCACCGAUGGGUCACUCCUGUAUGCCUUCCCUGAGACGCCCUUCUCAGGGACGCUCCGGGCCCUCUUCUCUCCUCUGUCUAGCAGCCCCACCCCCAUGACCAUCUGCCGACCCAAGGGAGGGCUUGGGGAUGGGCUGGCUUCCCAGUGA
Pipistrellus nathusii (Nathusius's pipistrelle) is the source of this 1407-nucleotide messenger RNA. NCBI's taxonomy places the organism in Eukaryota, Metazoa, Chordata, Mammalia, Chiroptera, Vespertilionidae. The record is from the annotation of a GenBank genome assembly.